AUGCCACCAUGCCCACCUAUCCUGGUAUUUGGAAUAGAGAUGAUGGGAGACAUUGUACAUUAGAUGGCCCAUGUGCCUGUUGUAUGAACUUCUCCUGGAGAGACAUAAACAUCUGUGUGCCUCAGAUAGAAUACCAAUGACAGACCAAAGGAACCAUUGGGUCCAAUGAGCUCAUUGAUUACAGGAGCAUGGAUGACCCCAAAGCAGCUCCAUCACCCUAACUGAAAGUCUCAAUCCAGCAUGGAUAACAACUUCCCCUUCAGUUAACCUUCCGUGUGUGUGUGUGUGUGUUUGUGUGUGUGUGUGUGUGUGUACUCUAGCACCUCCAGAGACCACCACAAAUGGAAGAAUUGCAGCAGGCAGGGAGGUGGGAGUGAGGAAGAGAUUAGUUGGGAUCUACUAGACCCUCCUCACACCCUCUCCUUUGACAAAACAUAACCCUAAUCUGAACGAUUUCUUUUGAGUAAUAACAACCCCAUUGAAGAUGAUAAUGCUAACUCGGAGGACAGUCUUCCAAUCACUACCUGUAGACCCAGGUACUAUGCUGGGCAGGUAGAGCCCAGUCUUCUGUCCAGAUCUUCUGGUCCCCUCCCCAAAGCGAAAAGGAUACAUCUUGCUGCAGAAGCACAAGAGAGUCUGUGGCCCUACCCCCACCUCCACCCCGAAGUGCUACCCUGCUUUUCCCCUCUACUCCAGGCCAUCCAUAAUUCACUUGCACCUCUGGACCUGAAGCUAUCCGCCAGCUCCCUUCCAGGCUAGUGGGAAAGCAGGGUUGAGUCUCGGUCACCUCACACUGCAUGCUGGAAGCACAGUACACUCCAGGUCCAGAAGGCGGGCCCUGGGAAAAGCGGGACUGAAUAGGCAGGCAUGAGGGAGCCAGAACCCAAAAGGGUACCAAGGCUCGUAUCCUUUUUCCACCCAGAAAUAACCCCAGGCUUUCAAUUUGAUGUCACCUAGGUUUCGAGCAAAAGUGCUACUUCCUGCCAGAGGCCAACCCCCCCUCUCGGCUCCCAGAGGCCCCACCCCCUCACUUGCUGCCCCUCGUGCAGGACCACUCCCUAAGGACGCCCCGCCCCAGAAGCCCCGCCCACCGAGGACGCCCCACCCUUGUUCCCGGACAGGCGUGACUCGGUCUGCUUACACUCCCUCUGCCCUUUCUCCCUCCUGCACGCGGCUAUGGCGGAACCUGAGUUGCAGCUGGUAGCGCGACGCAUCCGCAGUUUCCCCGACUUCCCCAUCCCCGGCGUGCUGUUCAGGGAUAUCUCGCCCCUCCUGAAAGACCCCGACUCCUUCCGAGCUUCCAUCCGCCUCCUGGCCAGUCACCUUAAGUCUACACAUGGCAGCAAGAUCGACUACAUCGCAGGCCUGGAUUCCAGGGGCUUCCUGUUUGGCCCCUCCCUCGCUCAGGAGUUGGGCCUGGGCUGUGUGCUCAUCCGAAAGCGUGGGAAACUGCCGGGCCCCACAGUGUCAGCCUCCUAUGCCCUGGAGUAUGGCAAGGCUGAGCUGGAAAUCCAGAAAGACGCCUUAGAACCUGGGCAGAGAGUGGUUGUUGUAGAUGAUCUCCUGGCUACUGGAGGAACCAUGCGUGCUGCCUGUGAACUGCUGGGCCAGCUACGGGCUGAGGUGGUGGAGUGUGUGAGCCUGGUGGAGCUGACCUCACUGAAGGGCAGAGAGAAGCUAGGACCAGUGCCAUUCUUCUCUCUCCUGCAAUAUGAGUGACAGAUGGUGGAAUAGUUGCUGUACCCCAGCACCUGCGGCCGGACAGUGGCUCAGCCUCGCCACCUAAGUGACCUUUGUAAGCCACCAGCUGCCCUUCCUGUGACUGUUGAUUUUGCUGGUCAGCUGGUCACCAUGGCUAUGGACCACUUGGGUCCUUGCAUUUUUCUAUAUGUGCUGAGUCCUAGAGCAGAGCUACUGCAGGCUACAACACAGCAAGAUUAAUAAACAUUUGGUACAUAA
Molecule: messenger RNA, 1959 nt
Organism: Microtus ochrogaster (prairie vole)
Lineage: Eukaryota; Metazoa; Chordata; Mammalia; Rodentia; Cricetidae
Gene: Aprt
Product: adenine phosphoribosyltransferase
Biological process (GO): AMP salvage; adenine salvage
Cellular component (GO): cytoplasm
Molecular function (GO): adenine phosphoribosyltransferase activity; AMP binding; adenine binding
Source: RefSeq, a predicted model, not a curated record